Messenger RNA from Bipolaris oryzae ATCC 44560, 885 nucleotides. RefSeq lists its product as uncharacterized. The transcript is spliced from 2 exons. Lineage: Eukaryota; Fungi; Ascomycota; Dothideomycetes; Pleosporales; Pleosporaceae. The record is from RefSeq and is a predicted model, not a curated record. Bases 1 to 885 code for a protein of 294 amino acids.
AUGGCCCACGCCGCCUCUAAAGACGACCUUCGAGUCAGCACCCUCUUCAACUUCAGCUCGCAUGUCGUACUCGUGACAGGCGGCGCCACAGGCCUCGGCGAAAUGGCCGCGCAGGCCUUUGUGCAAAACGGCGCGCGCGUCUUCAUCGCCUCACGCAAAGAAUCCGAGCUCGCAUCCACAAGCGCGCGCCUCAACGCCCUCGGUCCAGGCAAAUGCGAAUACAUAGUCGCCGACCUCAAAGACAAGGCGGGGUGUCUGGCCCUCUGCGAGGAAAUGAAGAAGCGGACAGACCACCUGACGGUGCUCGUCAACAACUCGGGCGCCAGCUGGGGCGACGACUAUCACAAUUACCCCGAGCACGCAUGGGACAAGCUGUACGCGCUUAAUGUCAAGAGUAUCUUUUAUAUGACGGUGGGGCUCGAGCCGUUGCUGCUCAAAGGCGCCAACGCGGAUACGCCCGGCAGAGUAAUUAAUAUUUCAAGCAUGGCAGGGAUAGCGACCAUGGAUGUCACAACGGGCGAGACUGGCGGGCUGAGUAAACCAGGCACUGGCACUUUUUCAUAUGGUCCAGCAAAGGCGGCGUGCAUUCACCUUACCAAGAUGCAGGCUUCGAAACUCGCGCCCAAGAAUAUCAUGUGCAAUGCUAUUUGUCCCGGUGUCUUUCCCUCGCGGAUGACAAGUUUUGGAUUGGAGAAUUUUGCGGAUUCCCUAACGGCUACACAGCCAACGGGUAGGGUGGGCAAGCCUAGCGAUUUCGCUGGCUUGGUGCUAUUUUUGAGCAGUGCAGGAAGCGCGCAUAUGACGGGCAAUGCUAUCGAGAUUGAUGGUGGUGCGGUCCUGACGGGAUUCAAGAGCAAGGAUGCAAGUCCCGGUAGUAAGUUGUAA